Thalassophryne amazonica is the source of this 3739-nucleotide messenger RNA. RefSeq lists its product as uncharacterized. Bases 127 to 2340 code for a protein of 737 amino acids. The record is from RefSeq and is a predicted model, not a curated record. The transcript has 5 exons. Lineage: Eukaryota; Metazoa; Chordata; Actinopteri; Batrachoidiformes; Batrachoididae.
AGAAACUGCAAAGUAAAGCUUUGGAACGUUUUCGUUUUAUUACAUUUUUCGGUUACUAUUUCAUGUUUUAUCUCGUAUAUCGUUGUAAAUAUUCGGAUGUGAGUGUUGACAGUUUCAACCGUCGUGAUGUUUUGGGUUUUCCAGAUGCUCCAGGAUGGUGAAAAGUACAUGAAGACAGGGAAGGAGGCGGGCUGUCAGUGGGAGGCUCCAGUGGAACAUGUGAAGGAGGCGGGCUGUCGGUGGGAGGCUCCAAUGGGGCACGUAAAGGAGGCGGGCUGUCGGUGGGAGGCUCCAGUGGGGCACGUAAAGGAGGCGGGCUGUCGGUGGGAGGCUCCAGUGGGGCACGUAAAGGAGGCGGGCUGUCAGUGGGAGGCUCCAGUGGGGCACGUAAAGGAGGCUGGCUGUCAGUGGGAGGCUCCAGUGGGGCACGUAAAGGAGGCGGGCUGUCAGUGGGAGGCUCCAUUGGUGCACAUAAAGGAAGCGGGCUGUCAGAGCAAGGGCAUGGUGAAGAGCGAUGCCAGUGUCCAGGUGGACCUGGUGACAGGAUUAGCCAGUGUGGAGUGGUUCGUGGUUCCUGUCAGACCAGAUGAACAAGAAGGGGGUGCCCUGCUGCAGCACUGCACCGUGCAGAGGACACAUCAUUGUAUGCUGGACACCUUGAAUCAGACUAAACCACCAAACCAGAGUCCGAACGACCACUUACAAACCGAAAAGACCGAACCUGCCAGGAACCGUCCUCAGUUUCUGCUGUGGACUGACCACAUGCCUCCACUUGAACCCAGCCUCUUGGUGUUGUCUGCACCACUGAAGGGCACGGUGCAUCAUCAUCAUCCUUCUGGGCCACUGGCCAAUCAGACUUUCUCUUUACCCAGCAUGCCUCUGUGUCAUCCCCUCUGUGUUGUGCCUCCAGCAAACCUGCAGCAUCCUGCUCCAUUUCCCAGCAUUCCUCAAUACCCAUUGCCCCCCUGUGCAGGAAGGAGUUAUGAGUGUUCUCCCCCCCCUGCUCCUCCUCCUGGACUCAUAGCUCCUCUGAGUCCCCAGCUGGCUGAGGAUGAGGAGGAGCAGAGAAGCCCUGCUGAAAAAGAUACAGGUCAGUUCUGUUGCAGGAAGAAGAGGUUUCCAUUGAAGGAGCACCGCAGUCAGACAAAUAAUACAUGCGCCAAACAUCGCAGGUUCAAAUCCAGAUCAGCAUUCCGGCCUAACAGGCGCAAUGUAGGAAGGUUUCAAUGUAUCUCCACUGUGGAUAAUGUGGCAAAGACCAGCAACAAGACACUUAAGCGCCACGCCAAGUGCCUCUUUGAAGUGGGACGACUGGGAGGGAAAAUAGAAUAUGUUCACACUAACGAUAACCAAAAUAAGGAUGUGGGUGAAGGAAGACAACUGGAGGAGAAGAGGAGCAGAAAUGAAGGAGAACCAGUUGCAAAAAUGAUAAAGAAGGAUGAAAAUGAGCCUUUUGUGAGGACAUGGAGUGGAGAGAAUGAUAGUGGAACCAAGCCAGUCAUGAAGAAUCCAGAAAACACAGAGCUGUCAGGGCGGCCAAGGAGGAAGACCGUGGGUCCUCCCAUCAGAUACCUGCUAGAGUGUGAGGAUUGGACACAUGGUAUGACAGCGGCCAGUCACAGCAGACCAAAGACGGUGACCGUGAGAAGGAAAGUUGGGAGGCCACAGAAGAUUCUGCUCCAAACCAAAGAGGAGGAGGCAGUGCUGGAGGGUGAUGAUCCUGGUGAGGGAGGAGCUUAUGAGAAGGAGAGCAGUGGGGAUUUGGACAGAAAGACAACUGAAGCGGGAGGUGAAAAGGAUGAAACGUUCUGCACCGGCCAGGUUUGUGGGUUUACCUUCCCCAGCUGGUCUGGUCACGUUGGACAUGGCACCCGCAACCUGCACAGCCACGCUUGCCUUUGCCAGGGAGAUGAUGGUGACGGAGGCAGGGCCAAGGAGGACCUGGAGGAUGCUGGCACUGCUGCAAGAUCCAUAUGUGGGAACGACAAGAAAGAGAGUCCAGGAGAGUUUGAAAAAAGAGGAGCUGACUGGGAGGAGCAAAACCAUGGUGAAGAGAGGAGCAAAGAGGAGGUCAUUAAGGAGGAGGAGAGUGAAACACCUAUCCUCUCAGCUCCUACCAGGGCUGCUGACUGGCCCGGCUGUAAAAUCCGUGCACGUAAAAAUCCCUGGUGCAGGGUCACGGGCGGAACCACAGAGUUAAUGACCCAAGACACAGGGGGAAGGCAGACGGAUGGAGGGAUCAGGGAGAAGAAAAGGAGGUGCAUGAAUGAAGAAAUGCAAGCCAAGGACGCGGCACACAGAUUACUGACUGGUGAGGUGACGUGGCACACAGAUUACUGACUGGUGAGGUGACAUGGAACACAGAUUACUGACUGGUGAGGUGAAGCGGCACACAGAUUACUGACUGGUGAGGUGAAGCGGCACACAGAUUACUGACUGGUGAGGUGAAGCGCAACACAGAUUACUGACUGGUGAGGUGAAGCAGAACACAGAUUACUGACUGACUGGUGAGGUGAAGCGGCACACAGAUUACUGACUGGUGAGGUGACGCGGAACACAUUACUGACUGGUGAGGUGACGCGGCACACAGAUUACUGACUGGUGAGGUGACGCUGAACACAUUACUGACUGGUGAGGUGACGCGGCACACAGAUUACUGACUGGUGAGAUGACGCGGCACACAGAUUACUGACUGGUGAGGUGAAGCGGAACACAGAUUACUGACUGGUGAGGUGACGCGGCACACAGAUUACUGACUGGUGAGGUGAAGUGCAACACAGAUUACUGACUGGUGAGGUGAAGCAGAACACAGAUUACUGACUGGUGAGGUGAAGUGCGGCACACAGAUUACUGACUGGUGAGGUGAAGCGGCACACAGAUUACUGACUGGUGAGGUGACGCGGAACACAUUACUGACUGGUGAGGUGACGCGGAACACAUAUUACUGACUGGUGAGGUGACGCGGAACACAGAUUACUGACUGGUGAGGUGACGCGGAACACAUAUUACUGACUGGUGAGGUGACGCGGAACACAGAUUACUGACUGGUGAGGUGACGCGGAACACAGAUUACUGACUGGUGAGGUGAAGCGCAACACAGAUUACUGACUGAUGAGGUGAAGCGCAACACAGAUUACUGACUGGUGAGGUGAAGCGCAACACAGAUUACUGACUGGUGAGGUGAAGCGGCACACAGAUUACUGACUGACUGGUGAGGUGAAGCGGCACACAGAUUACUGACUGGUGAGGUGACGCGGCACACAGAUUACUGACUGGUGAGGUGAAGCGGAACACAGAUUACUGACUGGUGAGGUGACGCGGAACACAGAUUACUGACUGGUGAGGUGACGCGGAACACAUUACUGACUGGUGAGGUGACGCGGAACACAGAUUACUGACUGGUGAGGUGACGCGGAACACAGAUUACUGACUGGUGAGGUGACGCGGAACACAGAUUACUGACUGGUGAGGUGACGCGGAACACAGAUUACUGACUGGUGAGGUGACACGCAACACAGAUUACUGACUGGUGAGGUGAAGCGCAACACAGAUUACUGACUGGUGAGGUGAAGCGGCACACAGAUUACUGACUGGUGAGGUGAAGCGGCACACAGAUUACUGACUGACUGGUGAGGUGAAGCGGCACACAGAUUACUGACUGGUGAGGUGAAGCGGAACACAGAUUACUGACUGGUGAGGUGACGCGGAACACAGAUUACUGACUGGUGAGGUGACGCGG